ACGCGCGCACUUAUAACAUAUUUCAUUUUUCGUUGGGCUGUGUCACGAAAGAUACUAUUUUUGUGUACCCAAACCAACGAGACGAAAUUUCUAGCUGGUUUUCCUACGAUACGACAGUUCACCAGGGCCUUUAUAUCCUCCGGAGACAAACGUCUCUUCAGGUACUCUGUGUCCAUCGUCAGAGGCAUCAAUAUGGAGGAAGACGAGCAGAAGGUGGCAGUGAUGCGGAAGGCAUUCCAGAUGUUCGACACGACGAAGAGUGGAUUCAUUGACACCCUGAAGAUCUCCACAAUUCUCAAUACAAUGGGUCAACUCUUUGACGACGCUGAUCUCAAUGCCCUCAUCGAGGAGAACGAUCCGGAUCACGUUGGCAAGGUAAAUUUCGAUGUCUUCUGCAAGAUAGCUGGACGAUUCCUCGAGGAGGAGGACGCCGAGGCUAUGCAGGAGGAGCUCAAAGAGGCCUUUCGGCUCUACGAUCGUGAGGGCAACGGUUACAUAACAACAGCAACACUCAAAGAAAUUCUUGCUGCUCUCGAUGACAAACUCACGAGCUCCGAUCUCGAUGGCAUCAUCGCUGAAAUUGAUACCGACGGCUCUGGCACCGUUGACUUUGACGAGUUCAUGGAGAUGAUGACCGGAGAGUAGCUGACAUCUUCCAAGGAAUACUUCAUUCGACAAAUUAUCAAUUGGCAAUGGUGUCAAUAAAAUUGAUCAUAUCCAUCUAAAAGUGUCAUUCGAUUAUGGAACUCAUUGGAAUUCAAUUGGUCACUCAAUUAUUAAUUAUUAUUGAUUAAGCGAUGAAUAAAUGAAAUUUUUUAUUGAAAA
This is a messenger RNA of Fopius arisanus, 825 nucleotides long. RefSeq names its product Troponin C at 25D (gene TpnC25D). The record is from RefSeq and is a predicted model, not a curated record. Gene Ontology annotation, molecular function: calcium ion binding. The transcript is spliced from 3 exons. Lineage: Eukaryota; Metazoa; Arthropoda; Insecta; Hymenoptera; Braconidae. Gene Ontology annotation, cellular component: myosin II complex. Bases 193 to 645 code for a protein of 150 amino acids.